Molecule: messenger RNA, 1925 nt
Organism: Cherax quadricarinatus
Lineage: Eukaryota; Metazoa; Arthropoda; Malacostraca; Decapoda; Parastacidae
Source: RefSeq, a predicted model, not a curated record
AAGAGCUGAUGUUUGAUGAGCAUACAUGAGGGUGCAUCUGAUAAGAAAAGAUUAGAGGUGAUAUUUGAUGGGCAUCGCCCUCACUUCGUUUUCGCUGGUACACAAACAUGUCUGUCAAGCUCCCUGUCUAUCCUUCUAGCUCUGUCUCAGAGAGCCACAAGACUGCGUCGUCAUCACGUUUACUCACAUUUUCAAGCAGAGUAUAGCACUUGUCUGGAUUUUUUGGGUUAUCCUAGGUAUUCUGGAGGCAAUGCUUACAACCCUCAACCCAUACCUGAGUGGCAGAAGGGCAUUAAUAACUUCUUCAAAGCAGUUUCCAAGCCUCAAGAUGGAGAGGGCAGCAGCAGUGGUGAUGGCAGCAGCAGCGGCGGAGGCAGCAGCAGCAGCGGCGGAGGCAGCAGCAGCAGCGGCAGAGGCAGCAGCAGCAGCAGCAGUAGUAGUGGUGGUGUUGAUGGCUGUGGUGGCAGCAGCAGCAAUAUUAUUUCUGAGGAGAGGCCAGGAUCCUCAAUGAGCAACAAUGGAACUUCCUGCAGCUUUAACAAAAAUGGAAUGAUCUCUGAUGAUAGUGAUGACGAUUGAUUUAGUUUUCAGCUCAACAGUGUUGGGAUGAUAAAGUAUAUGUACUUCUUAAGGAUUUUUUCUACUAAAGUCACUAUAUUUUUUGUAUUUUAGUUUAAGAAUCUCAAAUUAUAUUUUAUAAAUGAAACAACUUUAAUAUGUUAAUUGCAUGAAAAAGAAACACUGUAUAAGGUUCAGUAGUGAAUAAUAUUGCAUAAGCAUGUUGGGUAUUAUUUCUUGAAAUUCUCUGCCUCAUUUCUAAGUUUGAAUGACACACUCUUAGUCUUUUAUAAUUUCUUUGCAUUCUCUUGACAGUUACAUAAAGUUGGCUAAAUAACAAGCUGUAAUUUGUGAGGUACAUUAGAUAUUGUUAUGCUGCAUUUGUGGUUGAAAUAAAUUUUAUGUAUGUACAUUAAAUUGUGUUAAUAAAAGAUUUUAUAUGUAAAUGUGUAUGAUGUAUGCUGUAUGUCUAGGGACCGCUAUGUGAAUGACAUAUACUGUACACUGGAUUUUUACUGGCUUUACAUUUGCUGGUUACCACAAUUUUAGGUUUGUGGUCACUUGUUUGUGUUGUCAGGCACCUCCUCAGGCCAAAGAAAAAAACUUGCUAGCUGCUGGGUAAGCAGAGGGAAUGAAGAGUAAAAUUACUCUACCUCAGUCAGGUAUUCUCACAGUGGCUGGCUGGAAACUUCUGAUUCAUGUGACAGUGACCAACAUAAUUCUUAUAUGAAAGGCAAACACCCACAUGCUGCAUCCCCAGUAACUCUGGCACCAACAGCCCUGAUACCACCCUGCCACACACACAACAUCUGAAGCCACCCUGCCAGCACCACAACUGGUACUACCAACACCCCUGAAAACCACCAGCUGCCCUUACAACACUGCAUGGAACACCAUCAACACUAAUGAAACCACUUGCCCUGCCAACACCACACGUUAUAUGUACAUCUAGCUGCCCUGGCAACAACAUAUGUUACGCGUCUAGCUGCAUUGGCAACAGCAUAUGUUAUACAUCUAGUUGCCCUACCAACAGCACAUGUGACACCACCAGUACCAAUACAUGUAUUACCAGUUCAUUGCCUGAAGCAUCAAAAGGUUCCCUAUCUGCCAGUUGAUUCAGAUCUAUUUUUAACAAGCACCUCAUAUCCCUAACAUAACUGAAACAACCAUAUGCUAUGUUAAAUAUAACUAGCUCAUUCGUUUUUUCUCCAGUCUUCCUUCAACUCCCAUAGAAAAUUUAUUAUACGUCUUGUCCCAUUAUAUUUCUACUUGACUGUAUUUUUGCUUGACCCUACUCAGUCAAGUUGAAAUACUAUAAUGGGACAAGAUGUGUAAUAAAUUUGAUUAUAUUUUUUUUUUUUUUUUUU